This is a messenger RNA of Paramuricea clavata, 2419 nucleotides long. Lineage: Eukaryota; Metazoa; Cnidaria; Anthozoa; Malacalcyonacea; Plexauridae. The record is from the annotation of a GenBank genome assembly.
GACCUUGUCUAUGGUGAGAACUUAGAUGUUAUCACUAUUACAGAAACUUGGUUAAAUGAUAAGAUAUUUGACAAUGAGAUUUUACCUAACGGUUACAAUAUAAUCAGGAAGGAUAGACCAGGAAAGAAACGAGGAGGAGGUGUAUUGAUCGCGCUAAGAGAGAAUAUUCCAUAUAACCUGAUUGUAUUACCGUCAAAUGCUAAAGGAAACUGGCAUGAUCUUCUAGAAAUUGUUGCAAUCGAAAUCCAGUUGAACAAAAAUAGCAAAAAACCUCUUUUAUGUGUCUGUUAUGAUGAUAACAGACACAUAAAAGAGCUUUUUUGCUAUUUUUGUUCAACUGGAUUUCGAUUGCAACAAAAAUAGUAAAAAAGCUCUUUUAUGUGUCUGUUAUCGAUCUCAGAAGUAUAAAACCGAAUCUUGGUCUCAAAUGUUUACUGAAUUCUUACAAGACACCCAAAAUUAUGAUCUGAUUCUUAUAACUGGUGAUUUUAACUUCCCUGAACUGACUUGGAAUUCCACUCUCGUAGCCUCAAGACCUGUUUCAGCUCACUCUAUGGAAUUUCGUGAACUAACUUUAGACUUCUUUUUGAAACAAACUAACACUCAUUCUACACGUGGAGAUAAUAUCCUAGACCUUGUGUUUUCAAGAACCCCUGAAGCCAUAAAAGACUUGACUUGUAUUUGCCCAAAAACCAUGAACAUAUCUAGUGAUCACGGUUUAUUGAUGUUCGACUUCCACUUAACCAUGAGUUCAUUUGGCUGUAACAAAAGAACUGUUUUCGAUUUCAAACGUGCUGAUUGGAAUGGUCUACAGAACAAGCUACGCUUUUCAAAUUUGUCUCCAACAGAUCACUCAAAUUUAGACCUUGACGCUGAUUGGGAGAAAUGGAAAAACACCUUCCUUAGUGCAGCCGCUGACCAUAUUCCACGUAAGUCACUCAAGAAAAACAGUUCUCCUCCCGGGUUCGACGGUGAAAUUAAACACCUUAUUAAUAAGAAGGAUUUUUGCAGAAAAAGGGCAAAACAGUCGCUGAAUCCAAGUGCAUGGGAAAAGUUUCGAACUCUAAGGCGUCAAGUCAAAUCAUUGUUGCAUGACAAGCGUAAAGAAUUCUUUCAAAAUCUGCCUGAUCUCUUGAAAACAAGUAGCAAAAAAUUUUGGUCCGUUUUUAAGUCAGUCUCCAAACAUUCGAACAUACCAAACAAAAUUUUUUGGUCUAAAGAUCCUACAACGCAUAUUGCUGCUGACAACCCUGCGGACAUUGCAAAUGUAUUCAACCGUUAUUUUUUCUCAGUCUUUAACACUGCCCAAUGCCACGAUUCACAUCGUCACCUCGACCAAGAAAACUAUAAUACCAUUGACACACUUCAGGAUAUCGUUAUUACGCCUGAGGAUGUUUACGAAUGUCUCUGCACACUAGAUCAGAACAAAGCAUCAGGACCUGACAGAAUUCCAGCCACACUUUUGAGACACUGUGCUUCCAGUAUCAGCUCGUCUCUUUCUGAGCUUUUCAAUAAAACAUUGUCUAUUGGUAAGUUGCCAAAAGAAUGGAAACUGUCCAACAUUACGCCAAUCCCAAAGAGCGGGUCCUCUAGCAAUGUUACCAAUUACCGACCUAUUUCGCUUCUAUCACUUGUAUCCAAGGUACUUGAGAGAUGUAUCUACAAUAGGCUUAUUGAGCACAUUGGAGAAAAAUUACAUCAUCUGCAGUUUGGUUUCUUGAAGGGCAAGUCAACUACUAGUCAACUCCUGCAGGUGUUACACGACAUUGGAAACAAUCCAGACAACAAGUGUCAAGUAGACACACUGUACUUGGACUUUGCCAAGGCAUUUGACAAAGUAAACUAUGAACUGCUGCUUUUCAAAUUGAAACGUUUUGGCAUCUCCGGUAAUCUCCUAUCUUGGCUACGUGAUUAUCUUUCUGGUCGCUACCAGAGGGUAACGGUUCUCGGCGAGACCUCGAAUCCAUUACCUGUCCUAUCUGGUGUGCCACAGGGAUCGAUACUCGGACCACUACUUUUCCUGGUUUAUGUAAACGAUCUUCCCGACUGUGUCUCAAGUUCUUCAUCAUUGGCAAUGUUUGCGGAUGACUCUAAAUGUUAUCAACCCAUUAAAUGUUAUGAGGACGCCGAAGUCUUGCAGUCUGACAUAAAUGCUAUUGACUCUUGGUGCAAGGAGUGGCAGAUGUCUUUAAAUCACUCUAAAUGUGGUCUCCUUCGCAUUACAAGAAAUUCUCAACCGAUCCAUUACUCUUACAACGUGGGAGGCAACUUACUUAAAACAAUCAACAAACAAAAAGAUCUUGGUGUUAUAGUCUCUAAAGAUCUUAAAUGGAGCCUCAACGUCCAAGCCGUCUCAAAUAAGGCCAACAAAAUGUUGGGGUUCGUAAAAAGAUCGUGUUUUCAUGCAAGUGACCCAAAA